Hevea brasiliensis (rubber tree) is the source of this 3567-nucleotide messenger RNA. RefSeq lists its product as uncharacterized. Bases 179 to 3289 code for a protein of 1036 amino acids. The transcript is spliced from 22 exons. NCBI's taxonomy places the organism in Eukaryota, Viridiplantae, Streptophyta, Magnoliopsida, Malpighiales, Euphorbiaceae. The record is from RefSeq and is a predicted model, not a curated record.
AAGCAGAGGGAACAUGGAACAGUGGAAAAAGGGAAAGAAAAGAGACUUCAAUCAGAGACAGAGACUCAGAGUCACAGCAGCAAAAACCCAUUAAACUUGCAGUCUCUUCUCCUUCUUCUUCUUAUUCUUCGUCAGUUGUAUCUCUCGUUCUCUCACUGUAAGUGAAAGAAGAAGGACAAUGUUCACUGAUAGAUGGGUUCGAGAGGAUUUUCGUGAAUCAGAAAUGGACAAAAAACUUCUUUAUAAAGAAAUGCCCAGUGCACCUCCUAUCAGUUCUACUGUAAACAUGGAACAAAGGUUUGAGAAAAUUUCAGCUUUUAGCGCUAAUGGUAUACCUCAUAUUGCAAAUUUGAAUAGUCAUGUAGCCAUAGAUAAACCAAAAUCAGCAAACUUUGUUUAUUCUAGCAACACUGUACUGAAUGGAACUGGCAAUGGUAUUCCUGACCCAUCUACAAGGUUUGCAGCUGGCAAAGAAGUUAAUGUACCUACAAGCUCUUUACCUGCUCGCCUCCCCACAUUUCAUGCAAGUGCACAAGGUCCUUGGUGUGCUGUGAUUUCCUAUGAUGCAUGUGUUCGCCUAUGUCUUCACUCAUGGGCCAAAGGUUGUGCCGAAGAUGCUCCCUACUUCUUGAGUGAUGAAUGUGCAUCAUUGCGCAAUUCAUUUGGUUUACAGCAAGUAUUGUUACAAUCAGAAGAAGAACUUUUGGCAAAACGAUCUUCAGAGUUGAUAAGUGAGGGAGCUGCCCCAAAAUCUAAGAAAACUUUUGGCAAAAUGAAAGUGCAAGUACGUAAAGUGAAAAUGGGUUUAGAACCACCUGCAGGCUGCAGCUUUUCAUCUUUAAAUCCAUCUACACUAAAACUCGAACCACUUCGUCAACAGUUGUCAAUUUUAAAUUCUACAUUACAUACUGGGUGGGAAGCUGUAAGGAAAGUUCGUGUGACUCCUCAUAUUCCUCCAAAUGGUUCUAUUUCACAACAAAGUUUGGCAUACAUGCGUGCAAGCACUCAGUAUAUCAAACAGGUCUCUAGGCUCUUGAGACAUGGAGUGACUACUUCGCGCAACAGCCCCUCUCCAUAUGAAGUGGAGCAAGAGACAUACACGUGCAUGAUGAGGUUGAAAAGUUCUUCUGAAGAGGAUUCAGUUCGAAUGCAACCAGGAUCUGGUGAAACUCACAUGUUCUUUCCAGAUAAUCAUAGUGAUGAUUUGAUCAUUGAAGUUCAAGAUUCUAAAAUACGGCAUUGCGGCCGUGUCCUUGCCCAAGUGGCUGCUAUUGCUGAUGACCCUAGUGACAAGCUCCGGUGGUGGCCCAUAUACCAUGAACCAGAGCAUGAACUCGUUGGCAGAAUACAGUUGUACAUAAACUAUUCAACUACUCCAGAUGAAAGUAAUCAUCCCAAGUGUGGUUGCGUUGCAGAAACUGUGGCGUAUGACUUUGUCUUGGAAGUUGCAAUGAAAGUUCAACAUUUUCAGCAAAGAAAUUUAUUUCUACAUGGUCCGUGGAAGUGGCUAGUGGCUGAAUUUGCAUCUUACUAUGGAGUUUCAGAUGCAUACACCAAAUUAAGAUACCUUUCCUAUAUCAUGGAUGUGGCUACACCCACUAAGGACUGUCUUGACUUGGUAUAUGAUCUGCUAGAACCUGUUAUCAUGAAGGGUAAGAGGAAGAGUGUUUUGAGCCAUCAAGAGAAUCGCAUCCUUGGAGAGGUUGAGGGUCAAAUUCAACAGAUUCUUGUUCUAGUUUUUGAAAACUACAAGUCACUUGAUGAAGAAGCACCAUCUGGUAUGAUGGAUAUUUUUGGUCCUGCCACUGGAUUGGCAGCUCCUGCAUUGACACCUGCUGUCAAACUAUACACCCUCUUGCAUGAUGUAUUAAGUUCUGAAGCACAGUUGAAGUUUUGCAAAUAUUUUCAGGCUGCUGCCAAAAAAAGGUCAAGAAGGCAUGUGGUUGAGACAGAUGAAUUUAUAAGCAGUAAUGAGGGCACGUUGAUGGAUCCCAUGAUGCUUUCAACUUCUUAUCAAAAGAUGAAAUAUCUUAUUUUAAGUAUGAGAAAUGAAAUAUGCACCGACAUUCAGAUCCACAAUCAGCAUGUGCUGCCAAGUUUCAUAGAACUUUCAAGUCUCUGCGCAUCCAUAUACAGUGUGGACCUGUCCAGUAGAUUGCGCACAUUUCUUGUUGCAUGUCCUCCUCCUGGCCUUUCACCCCCUGUUGCUGAACUGCUUAUUGCAACAGCAGAUUUUCAAAAAGAUCUUGCGUCUUGGAACAUUAGUCCUGUGAAAGGUGGAGUUGAUGCAAAAGAGUUGUUCCAUUCAUAUAUAACCCUCUGGAUUCAAGACAAACGUCUUACCUUGCUGGAGUUGUGCAAACUAGACAAGGUAAAGUGGUCUGGUGUCAAAACACAACAUUCAACAACUCCUUUCGUUGAUGAGAUGUAUGCGCAACUGAAGGACACACUGAAUGAAUAUGAAGUAAUAAUUUCUCGUUGGCCAGAGUAUAUUGUCAUCUUGGAGAAUGAUAAUGCAGAUGUUGAGGAGCCAAUUAUUGAAAUUUUGGAUCAGCAGCAUGCUGACUUCUUAUCACUAUUGAAGGAUCAUCAUGCAGCAAAGAUCUUUGGCCUCACAUAUGUUCAGAAGUUUGCCAAGAACAGGGGAAAUUUAUUUUGUCCCGAUGAGUUGGGGGUUCUUCUGAAUUCCAUGAAAAGGAUGCUGGAUGUCCUACGGCCCAAGAUAGAAAACCAAAUCAAAUCAUGGAGUUCUUGCAUGCUUAAUGGCAUAGAUACAGUCACAGGAGAAUGUCUUAGUGAAAUUACAUUGUUGCUCAGAUCAAAAUUCAGAAGUUACCUUCAAGCAAUUUUGGAAAAACUUGUAGACAAUACAAAGAUGCAGAGUGCAACAAAACUGAAGAGCAUAAUCCGAGAUUCGAAGGAAACUUUGGUGGAGUCAGAUCUAAGGAACAGAAUGCAGCCUUUGCAAGAUCUUCUUAUAAAGACAAUAGAUCAUUUACAAUCUGUUGUUGAACCUCAUGUGUUCAUAGCCAUUUGCCGAGGUUUUUGGGAUCGCAUGGGACAGGAGAUACUACGCUUUCUGCAAAAUAGGGGAGAGAAUAAUUCCUGGUAUAAAGGCUCACGAAUUGCUGUUUCUAUCUUGGAUGACAUUUUUGCAUCACAGAUGCAGCAAUUGCUUGGAAAUGCGCUACAAGAGAAAGACUUGGAGCCACCAAGAUCUAUAAUGGAAGCACGUUCAGUGCUUUGUAAAGAUGCUAUAAACAACCAGGACAACAACUACUAUUAUUAGAUUUUUUGCUACUGUACAUACAGAUUCACAUCAUUGUUUUGGCUUAAUAUUUUUGCGUUGAAGAAGGAAUGGUGCAAAUCAGAGUUGAAAAGACCACAGACUACCACAGCAACAGUUUUGGAUGCACAGAAUGAAGUUGUCAAUGUAAAGAUUUUACCAUCACCAUAGCCUCUGUGGUGUAUUUUCCCCAAUGAAUGUAAAAUUAUGGGUACCCCAUUGCAAUCCUUCUGAAUUACAGUUGAGAUUGUUAUAUGUGAAAUAUCUCUUUUUUUUUUUUU